Cuscuta europaea is the source of this 2640-nucleotide messenger RNA. The record is from the annotation of a GenBank genome assembly. NCBI's taxonomy places the organism in Eukaryota, Viridiplantae, Streptophyta, Magnoliopsida, Solanales, Convolvulaceae.
ACCUAAUCAAUAUUGAGAGAGAAGCUCUGCAAAUAUUCAUUUUCCCCAUUUCCAUUCGAACCAAGCUCAAGAAGGAAGAAAAGGAAGUCCAAGGAGGAUUAAAGAAAGGAAAAGCUAGGGAAAGUGUGAAGAAUCAAGGUAAUAACCUUGUAACAACUUUUCCUUAACUUCUUAUAAACCAUAUGACCAAUAUAUCACAUGAAGGACCCCUAGUAUUGUUCUACACUUUUAGAUGUGUAGAAAGAGGGGUUGGAAGGUGGUUCUAAGCCCAAGAACGGACUUAGAAGCCAAAGUGACCGGUUCGCCGGAAAAUAACCUUUUGGAGGUUAUUUGUAUUACUAUGGGUUUUAUGAUGAUAAAACCUUGUUAGUAACUUGUCUAAGGUAUUCGAGGAACUUUCACGGAGUUAAAAAGGUCGCCGGAGUUGUCGCCGGAGUUCGUUGAAGUUCGCCGGAGUUUCGUCGGAGCUAAAUCGGGGAGGCUAGAACUUCAUAAGCUUCAUUAAGGUUGAGGCUAGAGUCCUACUACCUGCACCUUUGCCUAGGGUGACUGAUCGAGAAGGAAGACGUGGUUCGUGCUUCCAUUCUUAUUUCAAAUGUAUAAACCGCUCAUGUAUUUUUGAACAAUAUUUUCAUUAAAACAGUGGGGGCCUGCGUGCCCGUGUUUGCCUCGUGUGGCUAAGUAUCAAACAUUUUAUUAUUCCGCAUUUGUUUGAUUAUGAUAUUGAUGUUGAUUGUAUGUGUUUACUAAUCGGUUUGGCAAUAGAAUCAAUCGGACGCCUUGUACAACUCAAUAGGGAUGAACUGUCGUUGUUCUUAUCGGGUUGUACGGCGGUUGUCUACGUGGCUCGGAUGCGGUCCGGGGCGUGACACGUUGCCCCAAGCCUAACGAAAAAUACGAACCUGCAGUUUCUCCGUCUAGAUCCAGACCAACCCGGCGACCAGCAGCGGAGUUCAGAUCGGCGCUACGACAAUUGACUCCUGAGCUCCGUCGCGGGAGGUAUCUUCGAGGUUGUUACCUCACUCGCCGGAAAUAGCGACCAGUCUAUGAUUCUCGUCCGGCAACUCCGGCGGAAGGCUCCUCCUUCAUUUUCCAAGAGCUUAUCCGACGGAACCAGCAGCCGAAGGCCUUUCCUCCAUCGCCGGAAACUGGUAUCUGCUGGUGUGGCUCCACUAAGUGCGGUCGAACUUGAAACUCAUGAGCGUCUUCACAGAAAACCCCCAGGUGUGGUGUUCUUCACUAGCUGCUACCCCCCUUCCACGUGGUGUUCUUCGCUACUUGGGUCUUGGUCACGGGCAAGAUCCAUUUGCCGAACAGGAAAGCUGGCAGGAGCUUCGCCAGGAGUCUGACCCUUAGACAGGAGGCUGGUCAGGCAUCGACAACUUAUCUUGAGCCUAUGUCAAAAUUAUUGGUGGGCCUCCUCCACAAGGAGCCAAAUAUUCAAUUUCUCCAAGCUUAUCUUGAGCCUAUGUCAAAAUUAUUGGUGGGCCUCCUUCAUGAGGAGCCAAGUAUUCAAUUUCUCCAACAGCUCUCACGGUCCUUAUUUCCUGCCCAAAUAGAAGCUAAGUAUUCCAAAACUAGCUCCGUGCAAUUCAUAUUAUUUAUACUUAUCUAAAUAAUUUGUUUUUUCGGGUGAAUGUCAAACUAUCACAUAAUUAUGAUAAAAUGACUUGUAGACUGUGGCUUGAGACCCAUCAAUAGGAUUUAAAGCCCUGACCCAGAGCAGGCACAAAGCCCUGACCAAGUCAGGCACAAAGCCCCGACCAAGUCGGGCAUGAAGACCGGUCUUAGUCAUUCCAAGAAUGGCGACCGUUGCGUACGAAUGGCUCAUGCAUCCACUCUACUAAGUAUUUUAUCAUUACAUCGACAAUUCACAUUUCCACUUUUUUCAAGUGACGAACUCCCGAUCGGAAACAUAAACCCCAAGGAAAAAUUUUUUAUGCAUUUUAAAUGUGUAGGUACGAAAAUGACUUUACUCAUUUUUAACCUCGUCUCCACUCGCCUCAAGGAGUGGGGGACUGGGUUUUUGAGAGGUCAGAUUUUCUGGAUGAGCAGCAGAUAUCGCACAUGAGCAGGAACGAGAGCUAAGUCAGAUGAAGACAUGUUGAGCUACACAAAAGUGAUUAUGCUGGAGGGGGCCCACCUUCCUUGUUUCAUGUUGGGGGCGUUAGGUGUACUCUUUUUCCCUUUAUUAAGAUUUUUUCCCACUGGGUUUUUUCCUAGUAAAGGUUUUUAACGAGGCACCUCCCCAUCAUGGACAAGGGUGGUGGUCCCCGGCCGGAGAGGAAGGAAUCAGAGACAGAAGAACGUUGCAGAUACAGUUUGGACUACUCCCUUUCGCCUCGAGUACUCUCGACUCAGGGAGUGGGGGACUCCUGAUGGAAUAUAUGGACUCCGACCCCCCGGUCUGCCGACUACGGGGCCUGGACAGCGGCCCACGCACGUUUAGCGGAUUCAUAUUAUUGUACAUUAUUAUUAUUAAGAUGUUCUAGAUUAGCUUUUUAUACUAUCAGUCCAUUUAUGUAACCGGGUCUGUCAGGCCCAUAUUACAGGCCCAGACCCGGAUUUUCCCUAUAUAUACUCCUUAUAGGAGGCUUGUAAACCAUAACGAAUAUUCAUACACAAUACUUCUUCUUCUCC